GGUGCAGACCUAGGCAUACCACCGACCCCCUCCCACCUUCCUUCCCCCACACCCACGCCAAGGAGGGUGCUCACUGGAGACCAGGCCAAGUACAGGGCUGGCCUGGGAUCUCCAGACCUCACAGCAUGGAAAGGUCCUUCCAGCUCCUGGCCUGUCUGGUAUGCAUCAUUCUGAUGGGAUCAUUUGUGAAAACUGAAAGAGACACUACUGGGAACUUGCUCAACACAGAGGUGCACAGUGCGCCGGCGCAGCGCUGGUCCAUGCAGGUACCGGCGGAAGUCAGCGCGGCGGCCGGCGAGGCGGCCGUGCUGCCCUGCACCUUCACGCACCCGCACCGCCACUACGACGGGCCGCUCACUGCCAUCUGGCGCACGGGCGAGCCGUACGCGGGCCCGCAGGUAUUCCGGUGCGCGGCGGCGCGGGGCAGCGAGCUCUGCCAGACUGAGCUCAGCCUGCACAGCCGCUUCCGGCUGCUUGGCAACCCGCGCCGCAACGACCUGUCGCUGCGCGUGGAGCGCCUCGCGCUGGCCGACGACGGGCGCUACUUCUGCCGCGUCGAGUUUGCCGGCGACGUCCACGACCGCUAUGAAAGCCGCCACGGCGUCUGGCUCCGCGUGACGGCGGCCCCGCGGAUCGUCAAUAUCUCGGUGCUGCCGGGCCCAUCGCACGCUUUCCAUGCGCUCUGCACCGCCGAAGGGGAGCCGCCGCCCGCCCUCUCCUGGUCCGGCCCGGCCCUGGGCAAUGGCUCGGCCGUCCUGUCGGGCCCAGGUGAAGAUCACGGCCACCAGGUGACCGCCGAGCUGCCCGCGCUGACCCACGACGGCCGCUACACGUGCACGGCCUCCAACAGCCUGGGCCGCGCCGAAGCCAGUGUCUACUUGUUCCGCUUCCGCGGUGCCUCAGGGGCCUCGGCGAUCGCCCUCCCGCUUGGCGUGCUCGGCCUCAAAGCGCUGCUGCUGCUCUGCGUCCUGGCCGCCCACGCCGCCGCCCGCCGCCGCCUGGAGCACCCAAUCAUGCAGGACACCGCACCCCGGCCCCAGGCACAGGAGUCCAAUUAUGAAAAUUUGAGCCAGAUGAGCCCCCGGGGGCCACCAGCAGCCAUGUGUUUACCAUGAGGAGCCCCUUGGCCAUCAGCAUCCACUGGUCACCAUGAGGAGUGAAGACCUUCAAGAGGCUUGGCGGGGCCAGCCUGCUCUGACUCCCUGGCUCGUGGCAGCCUUAGCCAGGCAACACCCCAAGGGGGUCAGGACUCUGUUCAGAGGCUCAGAGGCCUCCUACCUGGACAUCUGUCUCAGAGCCCCAGCAAUAUUUGUCAAUGAGGCAGCAUUUUGAAAGUGUGUGUCUGUGCGUGUGUGCAAGCAUGAGCUUGAGCGCCACAUGUCCGGAAGGCUCCUCUCACCUUCUCUUAUCUAGAACAUCAAGAUAAAGCAGGUAGAACACUGGUCAGAGGAGGCCAGUGACCCAGGCUCUUCCCUGGCUGUCACCAACUUGCUGUGUCAACCAAAGCACCUUUUUUACUUCUCUGGAUCUCAAUUCAUCUAUGGUUGAACAUGGACAUCUGGCUUAGGGCUGUGAAGGUCUGAGGAAACAGUGGAUGUGAAGGGACUCUAGGAAGUUCAAAGCCAUCUGCAGACAUGAGCAGUGAGACCUGAGGUUCGUCCAGGCAGAGCACCCUUGGGACCUUCAACCUUAGACAAACGCAGCACCCACACCGGCCUUGCUGGGAGAGAGGAUUCCAGAGAGCAAGCCUGGGGCUGGGCUGGGCCACCCUGGAGUCUCAGCAACAUCAAAUUGACAAGUGCCUGGUAUUCUGCCCCCUGGGGUCUCCUCUCUCCACCUCUUGCCCUGUCAGCUGCUCUGCCCUGCCUGGGACAUCUGGGAAAAGGAAAUGAAACACCCAUCACUUCAAAGGAUUUGGAAUCCAGUGUCGUGAAGGACCAAAAGCCAGGAGAUGGGAAACCAAGUCUGGGUGUCUGUGGAUAAAGCAGCUGCAGCUCUGAACUCUUUUUUUCUGGCCAUACCCGCAGCAUGCGAAAAUCCCCAGGCCAGGGAUCAAACCCAAGCCACAGCAGUGAGCCAAGCCGCUGGAGUGACAAUGCUGGAUCCUGAACCGUUAGGCCACCAGGGAACGCUAGCUCUGAACUUGCGACCACCUGCAUCUUCCCUGGAUUUUCUCAGGCCAAAAGCUCUGGCAAUUCCCCCACUUUUGCUCAAGUGCUGCCAGACUGACUUCAGGGUGCUGCCUUCUGUCCUCACACUUCAGUGCACUUGAUUGUUUUAGCUCCUGCCAUCUUUGGGGGCAGGGAGAGGGGGAGGAGGUGUGUUUGGAACCCUGAAGAGCUCGCAAGAGGAAAGGGCCACAGAGAUAGGGGACUUGAGGCAUUGGGAAUGAACUUUCUUUCCUUCAGGAAUUUUCCAGAAGCUGCAGUGGUAACUAGAGUCACCUGGAAUGAGCUCAGUGUCCUCUCAGAUGGUUUCUAGGAACGUGAUGGCCUGAAGGCCGAGGGAUCUUCAAAAAUUAUUAAGCAGGGCAGUGGGUUACAAGGUUCUUCUCCUCACCUGAGCCUUCGCCAGGGCAAGGGGGUGAUGGCUGCUCCUGGUUAACUUGGGAUUCAUCCAGGAGCCUGUCUGAGCUGUUAAGAGGUCAUGGGAGUUGGCAUUUGUGCCUCUUUGUACAGAGAUAUUCAGGGGCAUCAGGAAAGGACACAGGGCUGGUGUGUCAGAACAUCUGCCUGGUCUUCGAGGUCAGUUUCACAGCCAAGAAAAACAGGGAUAGGAAUUAUGUCUUAUUCACCUAUUUUGUGCUAGCAGUUGGGCCAAGUGUUUGGGGAUAUCGAAAUGAACAGGCAUGUGUAUCAGUCAGGCUGGGCUAGGUCGUGCUGCAGUAACAAACCCCAAAUCACAGUGGCAGAGAACAGUUAGGCUUUCUUCUCUCCAGAGCUGCAUGUUUGUCCCAGAUCAACAUGGGACUUUUCUCACUGUACUUAGGGACCCAGGCUCCCAGGGAUCCACCCUCUCCAGUGUGGAUUGCUGGGCUGGAGAGGAAAAGAAAGCUCCAGAGGGUCCCCCACUUGUGAUCAUAGUUUGGUGGCCAGGACUAGCCACAUGCCCCUCUGCCCUGGAGAGGCUGAGCAGCGGGACUCCCGCACUGUACAUGGAAGGAGCAAAACACCUGGGAACAGCCCUGACGAUUCUACAGGAAGACUCUCUAGGGAUUUGCAGCCAGUGAGUGGCAGGAAACCAUGUAAGUGCAUCAGUAUUCUGAGGAUGCUAUGGGAGCACAUUAGGAGGGGUGACUGAGCCCGUCUUCAGAAGGCUUCCCGGAGGUGGGGAUAUGGAGAUGGUACAUGUUGGCCAUGCAAAGCAGGGAGGGUGUAGGUUGGUAGGUAAGGAAAAAGGUCAUUCUGAGUUGAAGGGACAUUCUGAGCAAAGGCCAGGAGGCAGGACAUAGCAUGCCGUCUAAGCAGAUGAGAGCUGCUGGGUAGAGGCAGGUGAGGCUGGAGCUGAGGCUGCUCCCCAGCAGGGCCGAGCAGCUGGAGGGAGUCGGGACACCCUGCACUGCUCAGCAUGUCUGCUUUCACCCCACAGACCACCGCUCCUGCUCCAGACCCAGGACACCCAGGGGCUAGGAUUUCCACCUCUGGACCCUGAGCUCUCAGAGGAGCAUUUCCCUGAUGGGUUCUGAGGAUCACCUGCAUCAGGAAUAGCUGGGGAGCUUGCUCAACUCACACUCCAUGGUGGUUCAGUGAGUUAAGGAUCCAGCAUUGUCACUGCUAUAGCUCUGGU
Molecule: messenger RNA, 3786 nt
Organism: Phacochoerus africanus (Common warthog)
Lineage: Eukaryota; Metazoa; Chordata; Mammalia; Artiodactyla; Suidae
Gene: SIGLEC15
Product: sialic acid binding Ig like lectin 15
Exons: 6
Coding region: 126-1115 (329 amino acids)
Biological process (GO): regulation of osteoclast development; regulation of actin cytoskeleton organization; regulation of bone resorption
Cellular component (GO): plasma membrane
Source: RefSeq, a predicted model, not a curated record